CCGGCCCCGGCCGGACUCCGGGGCUGCCCAAGGACCAGCGGGACGCGGCCCGGACCCGGGGCCAGCACCCACAACGAAUGUGCUUUCCAUCCUGUUUCACCUGUCGCCCAGGAGGGUCCACCCACCUCCAGGCCUCGGAGUGCUCACCAUGGCCCCGCUCCAACAACGGCCACACUGGGAGCCGGAUGCCGGGAACCGGACGGAACUGGCCGCUUUGGCCAUAAACGAGUGUCCGUGGUGCGACUACGGUCUGGGGAGAGUCCUGCUGGCCAGAAACAUCCUCAUCCUGCUCACCAGCCCCGGCGGCCUGAUGGCCAACGGCCUGGUCCUCUGGUUCCUCGGCCUCCACCUCAAGCGGAACCCAUUCACCGUGUACCUCCUCAACCUGGCUGUGGCCGACUUUGCCUUCCUCCUGUCCCAGCUGCUGUUCAUCCUGCUCAGUCUCGGGCACCGGGAAGAUCAGUUCCUCUUCCACACCGACCUCUACAUGGACCGGGGCACCGUCUCUCCCUACAUCACGGCGCUGGGCACGGUGACCGCCCUCAGCACCGAGCGUUGCCUCUCUGUCCUCUUCCCAAGCUGGCACCGCUGCCGCCGGCCACCCCACCUCUCGGCCACGGUGUGCGGCCUGCUCUGGACCCUGGCCGUCCUUUGGCACCUGCUCGGGGACCACUACUGCUACGACUGGGCAAGGGGCUUCCUCGAGCAGCCCUGCUACGAGUUCAGUUUAGCCUGGGGCGCCCUGCUCUUCCCCCUAGCCGCCGUCAUGCUGCUGUCCGGCCUGGCCCUGCUGUUCAAGGUGCAGUGCGGUGUCCGGCCGCGGCGGCCGGCCAGGCUGUACGUCAUCACCCUGCUCUUGGUGCCCCUGUUCCUCACGUGCGGCCUGCCCCUGGGCGUCAAGUGGUUCCUCUCUGGCCUGUUGUCGGGUUCUCUGGGCUGGCUGGACCACUAUUUCCACAUUUUCUACUACGUGGCCGAUCUCCUGUCCUGCACCAACUGCUGCGCCCACCCACUUGUCUAUUACCUGGUGGGGAGGCGGUGGAAUCGCCGGCCGCGGGAGCCCGUCAGUGUGGUCUUCAAGAGGGUCUUGGGGGGCGAUGGCGAGCUGGGUGGGGAGGAGGGGGACACCCCCACCCCAGCCACAGUGGAGAUGGCGGCCGGCGGUGCCCCGACUGGAAGCCCCAAGAUGAAUGCUCUCCUCAACAGCACGGCCCCCGUGAGACCUCUGCCCUCUGCCCAGUGAGAGCCCCCCGGCUCCCCAAGGAGCGAGAAAUGUGAUUCUCCCCUUGUCUGUGCCUAUCUCCUGCCCUAGGGCUGGGUACAACGUUGGAAUGGAGGGUCCAGGCUCCCCUGAGAAGCACCGGCCAUGGGGCUGAGGGUCAAAGGGCCCAAGAAGAGUCUUUACCUACCCAACAGCAAACUCACUGUUCCUAUCCUCCCGUCUCCUAUCUAUCCCUCUCCGGAGGAUCGGAGGGCACGGGGAUGCCCGAGAGCCCUGUGCCAUCCAAAGGGAUCGGAAGCUUCAGAUCUGGGACUCGGUUUCCAGGUCUCUAUUCAUUCCAGUAGAAAGACUCUUACCACAUCCAGAAAUGGAUUCCUGCCUCCCACCCCUGAUUCCUCCUGCUCUAGCCCAGCCUGUGAACUCUGACCUCUCUGAACUUGGACCCCCAGACUACAGCCAAACUGAAGGAAGAUUCCUAGUGCAAUGUAGCUGACCAACAUGGACAUGCAGUGGAUUUUGGGUUUCUAGAUGGAAAUGUUCUAGGCUGGGUCAUGACCAAAGAUCAAUUCUCAAACCCAUGAACUGUUGUCAGCUUGUCUAAACAUAUGGAGUGCUGAUCUUUGUAUCCGAAAAACUACACAGCACAAAUAAAAUAUAACCCUACCUCUAA
Messenger RNA from Ornithorhynchus anatinus (platypus), 1892 nucleotides. RefSeq names its product mas-related G-protein coupled receptor member A-like. The coding region runs from base 149 to 1243 and encodes 364 amino acids. The record is from RefSeq and is a predicted model, not a curated record. The transcript has 3 exons. Gene Ontology annotation, cellular component: membrane. NCBI's taxonomy places the organism in Eukaryota, Metazoa, Chordata, Mammalia, Monotremata, Ornithorhynchidae. Gene Ontology annotation, molecular function: G protein-coupled receptor activity. Gene Ontology annotation, biological process: G protein-coupled receptor signaling pathway.